Molecule: messenger RNA, 2568 nt
Organism: Suillus fuscotomentosus
Lineage: Eukaryota; Fungi; Basidiomycota; Agaricomycetes; Boletales; Suillaceae
Exons: 12
Source: RefSeq, a predicted model, not a curated record
GAAGAAGAUAUGGAGACAGCAACCACCAAUGAUAUCAACGAAGACGACCCUGAUCCGUUCAUACCUGAUGAAGGCUUUAGUGCGACAAAUGAUCGGAACCUCGCUGAUGUUCCCCCACACUUACUCACUAUCUAUGCGGUUGUCUCUUGGCUGCACCUCCAAUUCCACCUCCCUCGCGUGGCUUGCAAUGCAUUAUUAACGAUAUUUGCCUGCAUCCUCGUUGCUCUUGCACCAACUAUCGAUGUCCCUUUCGUAACACUGCAGUCCAGUAAUCGUGUCCUUGGUGUCGACACUACCAUUUUCACACUCCCUGUUUGCCCUACAUGCCGUGAUGUAUUUCCUCCUGCAAUGUCGACAAAAUCACACGAUACAUGCAAAAAUUGUGGGGUCGACAUCUUUCUUCCUGGUACAACACAACGGGGGAACUUACGCGCUGUCAAAACGCCCAUCAUCAAGUAUCCAUACCUUCCUCUAUCCGAACAGAUCAAAUCUCUUCUCAAAAUUCCUGGUCUUGAGGCUGUGCUUGAUGGUUGGCGCAGUAAACCUCGCACAAUUGGUAAAUAUACUGAUAUCUUUGAUGGUGACACAUGUCGCACAAAACUCAAGGGUCCUGAUGGUAAACUCUUCUUUUUGAAUCUCCCUCACGAGCAACAUGGCCCAGAUGGUGAACUACGCAUCGGAGUGAACCUUGGAGCUGAUUGGUUUUCGUAUAUCAGAAGUAAUAUCACACCGUCACACUCAUCAGCUCCCACAUCAUUCUCAAUAUGUAAUCUACCACCAGAAUAUCGCAGAAUCCUGACCAGAUCCAACGAUUCUUACAGCCCAUCAUAUCAGAUUUACUACGUCUAUGGAGAGUUGGAAUCAAAAUUCCAACUGAAUCUUGUCCGCAAGGUAAGAUGCCUUGUUCGUGUGAUUUUGGUUGCAGUUGUUUGCGAUAAACCAGCUGCGCACAAGCUGGGUGGAUUCGCAUCUCACUCCCAUACUAAUUUUUGUACUGUAUGUUGGAUAACGAUCGCACAUAAAGAUAAACUACAGGCAUUUCAACAAGGAGCUUUUUGGCCACGGACAAAUGAAGAACAGCGAGAACUUGGCAAGCGCUACCGCAGGCUGACUACUACAUCUGCUCGCAAGAACUUCGUAAAGGAACACGCUACUCGAUACAUGCAGCUAUCACGUCUACCAUACUUCAACCUCGUCGAACAGAUUGUCAUCGACCCAAUGCACAAUCUUUACCUUGGCCUUGUUAAGACCCAUUUUUACAACAUAUGGGUCCAGGGAAAGAUUCUUCGUGCUAAUCAUGAGCUCGACAUCUUCCAUGACAUGCUUGCUGAUUUUAUUGUCCCGGGUUCAUGUGGCAAAUUACCAAUGGACAUCAGUAUGCCAUCAGGUGGUUCACUAACAGCGGACCAAUGGCUGCUUCUCGCCACUGUCUAUGGUCCAAUCAUAAUCCCGCAGUUAUGGAGCUCUUGUCUUCCGACAGACAUGGAUGACGGGAUUCUGUGUCAAUGUGUCACCAUGAUUAAGAAGGCCAAGGCUGAUAAGGAGGCAGAUGCGAAGUCCAAGGCUGAGCAGAAAGCCACCCUUGCUGCAGCCAAAAAGCAAGGAAAGGAAGCACUCGAAGCUGAAAAGGCCCGGAUUGCCCAUGAGAAGCUUGCACUGUCAGAGAUGAAGAAACAGGAAAAGCUCCGACUUGCAGCUGCCAAACAGGCUGAAAAGGUUAGAAUUGCAGCUGAAAAGAAAGCGAAGGCUGCAGCCAAGAAGGUAAUACCGUUACGGCCACCACCACCACCACCACCACCGUGUCUCCUUCCUACAUCUGAGCUGCUAACAGAGCCUGCUGCAGAUGCAGCUGGCGAAGAAGAAGCAAAAUUCUUACUGCACCCUGAUGAUCCAGCUAAUUUCUUAAAGCUAUGUGCAGCACUGCGCAUUUUGAGCAAGCGUUCACUAUGUGAUCAGGAUGUAAGCCGAGCCGAGCAACUCAUCUUUGAAUACACCACCGAGCUAAUACAUCUGUAUGGUUCUGGCUCGGUCAAACCUAACCAUCACUUUGUGACCCAUGUUGGUGCUUGUGUGCACAAUUUUGGCCCUCUCCACGAUUUCUGGACUUUCCUGUUCGAGCGCCUCAACAAGUUGUUGAAAUCGUACAAGACCAACAACCAUUCAAACAGUGCACUUGAAACGACCUUUUUCAUGGAGUUUCACAGGACUUGUGAGCUCGGACGACUGACGUACACAUUACAGCAUUAUCCUAAGGAUUCCCUUCCAAGUCAGACAGCAUCAAUCAUGCUGAAGGCCUCCAACGAUGAGAGGGGAACAGUGGCUGGACUUGCAGCAUUGUCAAAAGACCUUGAUGAUGCUGGUGCAGACGCUGGUCUGGCUUAUUCACUUAGUCCUCGACACCGAAAGCAAGGAAUGUCCACUGAGACAUAUCGACUACUCGCAUCCACCCUCUGCUAUCAUUUUCCUUUGACUCCAGUUCAUUGUCGUUUUGACCAUGCCGUCGUACCUCAUAGCCUCCCACUUGAUCGUGAUGCAGUCUUUUUUGACUAUGUCGUGAUUGAUAGUAAG